Molecule: messenger RNA, 1992 nt
Organism: Esox lucius (northern pike)
Lineage: Eukaryota; Metazoa; Chordata; Actinopteri; Esociformes; Esocidae
Gene: slc33a2
Product: major facilitator superfamily domain containing 3
Exons: 7
Coding region: 272-1558 (428 amino acids)
Biological process (GO): transmembrane transport
Cellular component (GO): membrane
Molecular function (GO): transmembrane transporter activity
Source: RefSeq, a predicted model, not a curated record
CUCAAUUAUCAAAAGGGAUUGCAGUCAGUCUAAAGCAAACAAUUUAUCUCGAAUUCGCUAGCUACCUUUGGCACACGCAAAUACUAGUUUUAAGUUGGUUGUCAUGUCACUGGCUUAUAGCGUUGCAACGGAUGUUUAUAGUAAUAAUUGCUUGCAAGUGUUUUUACCAGGACGUUAUUAGCCUGCUACGCUUAAGGCUGAUCGACCCAUUUGAUCAGCUCCCAAGAGAUCAUCGGCAUGACCUGACAAAUUGUCCCUCUUUUAUUAAAUUAUGAAUGACAAGCUGGUUUUCCUGGGCCUCCUGUACUUUGUCCAGGGGAUCCCGUAUGGGCUGCAGUCUUCUCUGCUCCCUGUCUACCUCCGUGGGGCAGGUCACUCCCUUACCCGCAUCGGCCUAACUAAAAUCCUCUACUUCCCCUGGGUGCUUAAGGUCCUGUGGGCGCCUUUAGUGGACCGCGUGGGCACCAAGCGGCGCUGGUUGGUGGCCACUGUUUCUGGCCUGGCUCUCACUUGCCUCUCCAGUGCUGCCUUAGCCCCAGAGGCCCACAUCUGGGGUGUGGCAGGAACGCUUCUUGCCAUGAAUGCCCUGGCGUCAGUUCAGGACAUUGCAGUGGACGGAGCUGCUGUGGGACUGCUCAAGGGCCGCAGCGAGCUGGGUUUCGGCAACACAGCCCAAGUAGUGGGCUACAAGGCCGGCUCUGUGUUUGCCGGGGGCGGGCUCCUAGCUGUGAUUGAUGUUGCUGGGUGGGGACCUAUGUUCAUGCUGUUGGCCUUUGUUUACUUUGGGGUGGCACUGUUUGUGUGGGGGGCCCCCAUUCUGGACGACGACCUGUUGAAAGGCCAGGCAGAGGCGAGGAGGGGAGUCCAGUCCGACGCUGUGCAUCCCUGGAGGGUGUGGCGAAAGCUGCUGUCCGUACCCGGGACACCCUGGACCAUGCUCUACGUUCUCACAUACAAACUGGGUGAGCAGGGUGCCGUGACCAUGUUCCCCCUCUUCCUGUUGGACCAUCACAUGACUGCACGGGAGCUGGGAUUCUGGAAUGGAGUGAUUGCCAUGGGCUUCUCCAUCUGUGGCUCUUCACUUGGUGGCCUAUUGCUCUCCCGGUUCAGCAUUGGUUCUCUAAUGAGGCGGGUCUUUGUGAUGCGGACGGUCAGCAUGAUCUUCCAGAGCUCCCUCCUGAGCGUGCUGGAACCCUCCCCGCUCAUGAAAGCAUCAGAUCAGGCUCCACUGAUAGACGCUGCGCCGCUGAGCUUUCGUCACACCAGCCAUCCAGAAGGAGGCUUUGAGUAUGGCCGUGUUGAGUUUGAGCGUUCAGCACUUCCUAGGCGGCCUCAUCACCACGCUCACCUUCACGACCAUGAUGCACUGCACACAGAGGGCGGAGGAGAGCGUACAGGCCACCCACUACAGUUUCCUGGCCACUUUGGAGGUGCUGGGGAAGCUGAUGUUUGGUGCGCUGGCUGGGAGCAUGGUGGACUGGCUGGGUUUCCCUACUGCCUUCCUUUUCUUCUUAGUCCUCUCGGCCGGGACCGCUCUCCACGUCUGGAGGGCCACUGACAUGGGCGCCCUCAGGGAACAGUACAAGGAACAGCCCAAGUGAUGAAUGAUCUCCCAGCAGAUCGCCCCAGAACCUGUAUUAUGUUUAUUAAGCCUUGUGUAUUCCCGUUAAUGUACUGCUAUGUCAGCAUUGUUUUAGAUUUCUAAAAAGCAAAACUUAUUCUUCCAGGAAUGACAGGUAGCUACAUUAUGCUGUAUAUGGAGGAAUGGAAUAGAGGGAAAAGUCAUUACAGGGAUACUGUCAGAUUCUUUGAAAAAAAGUUUGUGUUGUUGUUUCUGUCCACCCUAAGUCAAAUAUAGCCUUGCACAACUGAGGGUAAAAUACUCUUCUCGAAAGCAGGCAAAUAGACCCAACCAUUACCAAGCUUGGUGAUUAUCAUUUUGUACUUUAAAUAUUGUUUACAAGUAGAUAUUAAACCAUACCAUUUUGUUUA